AUGGAGGGUAGAAGUCAUGGGCAUAAGCCGUUGGAGGAAGAUGUUACUCCGGGGACGGAAGACAAAUCACCACCGGUUCAUGGAAUUGGUUUGCGGGUGACGAAUAUUGAGGGUAACAAUCUGUUUCCUAGGCGGGGUAUUUACUCAACCAACAAUAAUUCGGUUAUUGAUGGGUUAUUUGAAAUCUCUAAACCAGUGGAAGUCAAUUCUGGUUCGGGUUGUGAAGGGAGUUUUAUGGCGGCAAUGAAGGAUUUUCAUGCAAACCCUAGUGGGUCGGCUGAUAAGGGUUUGAUGAUCAAUCAAGAUGGUGUGCAAGGUAGCCAGUAUAUCCGAAGGGAUCCAGGUAACUCGAACUUGGAUAGAGGAAACACCGUAAUAGGGCAGUCUUAUGCUGAGAACUUAUCAAAAGUUAUUCCAUCUCAGAAGGUUAACUUCAGAUUUAUGGAAAAUACUAAAGCUGCCGAGGAUGUUGAAGCGGAUGUGACUAUUCCGAUUGCUUCAGUUAAGCAGGUACAGGACAUAUUUAAUAAUGUUUUAUUCGGGUAUUUUCUGGGGAAACGAUUGGCGUUUCCGGUUGUUGAUUACUUUGUUAGUCAUAGAUGGGAGAAAUAUGGGUUGCAGAAAUGUAUGAUGAAUGGUAAAGGGUUUUUCUUUUUCAAGUUUAACUCAAAAGAAGGUAUGGAUAAUGUGUUGCAAGAUGGUCCUUGGCUUAUUAGAAACAUACCACUUUUCCUUAAACAAUGGACACCGAAUACGGAACUAAAGAAGGAAGAACUGAAAAAGAUUCCUGUUUGGGUAAAAAUGCACGAUGUUCCGUUAGCUGCUUACACGGAGGAUGGGCUGAGUUUGAUUGCUUCGAGGAUAGGCACCCCUAAGGUGCUUGAUAAUGAGACUACUAAGAUGUGCAUGGAUUCAUGGGGGAAGGAGCGGAAGGGUAAUGAUGAAUGUCCAGCGAUUGUUCAUGUGAAACCUGUUCAGAAGGGUAAUGAUAAAGUGAAUGUUGAUGAACAAGGGUUUAAGAGUGGCAAUAACCGGAAAAAGAAUUCAAGAAAUCAGUUUAAUAUUAGAGAUAGACAGAGACUUAUCUACAAGCCCAAGAAACAAACCGAAAAGUUGGACAAACAACCUGAUAAGGUGGAUUCGUCCAAACCGAACCCUUCUAAAGCACCGGGUAUUCGUACGAGCAAUGCUUUUGAGGCUCUUAAUGAUAUGGGUGAUGAUGGGGGAUCGGAUGCUGAUGAAGUCAGGCUUAAUGAUGAAAUAGGUGGAUAUGAUUUUAUGGAGGGUUCCAAAUCAGGUAUGUCUAAUAAUACAGGUGCAAGCACACCUGCUCAGGAGGUUUUGGCAAUUCUUGAGUCUCACGUUAAGUUGGCUAAUCUUGAUAAAGUUUGCAAGAGUGUUUUUAGGAGUUGGGAGUGGACGUCCAAUGGGAAUUUAUGCCAUAAAGGCACUAGAAUCAUUCUAGGUUGGAACAGGGCAGAUGUUGACGUAAUGGUGGUGCAUGCUACUGAUCAAGUUAUGCACAUCCAAGUUCUGUUUAAAAAAGAUAAUACUAUGACUAAUGUAUCGGUGGUGUAUGCAAGUAAUAGUGACCAAGAAAGGAAAAAUCUUUGGCAUUCCUUAACAAUGCAUAAAGGAGUGGUGCAAUCGAGGCCGUGGAUAAUUAUGGGUGAUUUUAACGUCGCGUUGAACUUAGAAGACAAAUGUUUCGGCUCUUCUACUUACACGGCUGCCAUGAGGGACUUUAAUGACUGUGUGAAUGUGCUCGAGGUUCUUGAUGUUAGAGCUCAUGGGAUGCACUUUACUUGGAAUCAACGUCCAAAGAAUGGCAUUGGGAUUCGGAAGAAGUUGGACAGAAUUAUGGCUAAUGUUAGUUUCGUGGAUACCUUUGUAGAUGCUUACGCGGUCUUUCUUCCGAAUGGUGUCUCUGAUCACUGCCCAGGUCUGUUGAAAAUGCAAAAGGCAGCUCGGGUUAGACCAAAACCGUUUAAAUUUACAAAUUUCUUGACCCACAAAAAAGAAUUUAUGGAUGUUGUUAGAAACGGCUGGAAUGUCGAAGUGUUGGGAGUUCCGAUGUUUCGUCUUGUCAAGAAACUUAGGGGGUUAAAGCAUCCACUAAGAGUGCUUUUACGUAAACAAGGAAACAUUCACAAGAAGGUGCUUGACCUUAAAGAUGAGCUGGAUAGCUUGCAGAAAUCGUUGGAUUCUGAUCCUUUCAAUUCGGUUCUUAAGGAAGCUGAAAGUGUGUGCAUUAAAAAGUAUACGGAAGCAUCGUUGGACGAGGAAAGAUUUUUGAAACAAAAGGCUAAACAAAAAUGGUUAGAAGCUGGGGACUCAAAUACAGCUUUCUUUCAUAAUGUCUUGAAGUGCCGAAACCAUGUCAAUAAAAUUAAUGUUAUCAAAGACACGGAAGGGACGAUGUAUGAAGGAGAUCAGGUUUCAUCAGCUCUGGUUAAUUAUUUUCAAGGUUUUCUUGGUAAAAAUAGGACUAUGGCUGGUAAAGUGAACCGAGACGUGUUUGUGAAUUCUCUAAACCCUCUCGUGGCAAACAAUAUGUGUCGCCCAGUGACACAAGAGGAGGUUAAAUCUGCUAUUUUCUCAGUUAUUGAGAAUAAGGCGCCGGGACCAGAUGGGUUUACGUCUGGGUUCUUUAAAAAGGCUUGGCCUAUUGUUGGUAGUGAGGUUACUGAUGCUGUGAUUGAUUUUUUUGAGUCGGGUAGAAUGCUUCAAGAGAUUAACCAUACCUUCUUGGCUCUCAUUCCUAAGGUAAACACUCCCGAAGUUGUUACGGAUUACAGACCAAUCUCAUGUUGCAAUGUUGUCUAUAAGGCGAUAAGUAAGAUUCUAACGACUCGGAUUCUGGAAGGGUUAAGGGAUUUGAUUAACAACAACCAAUCGGCGUUUGUCCCUGGAAGAAGGAUCUCUGAUAAUAUAAUGCUAACGCAGGAGCUCAUGCAUAAUUAUCACCGUCAUAAUGGUCCUCAUAGAUGUGCUAUGAAAGUGGAUAUUCAAAAAGCGUACGAUACGGUGGAUUGGGGAUUCCUUAGGGAUGUUCUUCAUGGUUUUGGAUUUCGGCCUAUAUUUAUUGCUUGGGUUAUGGAAUGUGUCACCACUACCUCAUUUUCUUUAAGUAUAAAUGGGAAUGUCCAUGGCUACUUUAAAGGAAAGCGUGGGUUACGACAAGGCGAUCCAAUGUCUCCGUACUUAUUUACUAUGGUGAUGGAGGUGCUAACGUUGAUUCUUUCAAAAGCAGCUGAUUUAGAUUCCUCGUUUAGAUUCCAUAACAAGUGUGAGAAACAAAUGAUAAUAAACUUAUGUUUUGCGGAUGACCUAUUAUUAUUUGCUAGGGGAGAUGUUGGCUCAGUAAAGAUGAUCAUGCGAUCCUUGAAGAAUUUUGAGGAGGUAUCCGGCCUUGUCCCCAGCAAUUCCAAAAGCUCCAUUUUCUUUUGUAAUGUUUCCAGCUCCGUCAAGUCCAGGAUUGUUGAUUUGGUUCCGUUUGAAGAAGGGAAGUUACCCAUGAAAUAUUUGGGUGUUCCAUUGCUGGCUUCGAGACUGUUGAUCAAAGAUUGCAAGGUUUUAGUGGAACGAAUGAACAAACGAAUUGCAGAUUGGAAGAACAGGUUUCUAUCGUUUGCUGGUAGGCUUCAAUUAGUCCUUUCGGUUCUCUCCUCUAUUCAUGUGUAUUGGGCCUCGGUAUUUAUUUUACCAGCUAGUAUUAUAAAGGAUCUGGAGAGCAAAAUGAAAUGGUUUCUAUGGGGGUAUGGCACGAUAUCUAAAGGGAGAGCUAAAGUGGCUUGGAAGGAGGUCUGCCUUCCAAAAUGGGAGGGCGGUUUGGGAAUUAGACGUAUUUUGGAGGUAAACAAAUCCCUUAUGGCCUACCAUAUUCACAGUAUUUUAUCGGAUAGGAAUUCUUUGUGGACGGCCUGGGUUGGGAUUUAUAGACUUCGGGGCCGUAGUGUUUGGGAUAUUCCGGUGCAAGUAAACUCCCCUUGGGGUUGGAAGAAAUUACUGAGAUAUCGACAUAUUUUUCAAGAUUGCUUUUGGUCAAAAAUCGGUAAUGGUCAGUCUACUUUUCUUUGGUUUGAUAAAUGGAGUGCAGAUUGUCCUCUUGCUAAUGUUGUUACUCCUAGACAAAUGGCUAGAUAUGGUCUAUCUAUCAAGUCAAAAGUUACGGAUGUUCAAAAUGGUGCAUGGAUCUGGCCGGAUGAUUGGAGAAGGGUAUACCCGAAUCUAUUUCAGCUUCGUCCGUUGAAUUUGACAAGUGCAAAGGAUAGAGUUUUGUGGCUGAAUUCGGAUGAGGAAACUGUGGACUCAAGAUCGCAUUCUGAAAUGGAAUCAUAUGGUUAUGAGUUCUAUGAACCAGAUGUGUUGUUUGCUAUGCUUUGCGGAUCAAGAGACACAUGA
Messenger RNA from Helianthus annuus (common sunflower), 4404 nucleotides. RefSeq lists its product as uncharacterized. NCBI's taxonomy places the organism in Eukaryota, Viridiplantae, Streptophyta, Magnoliopsida, Asterales, Asteraceae. The transcript has 4 exons. The coding region runs from base 1 to 4404 and encodes 1467 amino acids. The record is from RefSeq and is a predicted model, not a curated record.